AAGGAAUCUAAGACAGUGGUUACAAGUACAGUGUUCAGUCACUCUACCUGAGACGGAGAAGAGUCUCGCUUUAAUUAAUGGAUCAAAUUCAGCACAAGUUCGUCACCAUUGACGAUCUCAAGCUUCACAUAGCAGAGGUUGGAAACGGUCCAAACGUCGUCGUAUUCCUCCACGGUUUCCCAGAGAUAUGGUACACCUGGCGGCACCAGAUGAUAGCCCUCGCCGAUGCCGGAUUCAGAGCUAUUGCGCCCGAUUACCGAGGCUACGGUCUUUCCGAUCCGCCACUCCAACCCGAUAAGGCUUCCUUCUCGGAUCUUCUCCGUGACCUUCUUGCAAUUCUCGAUUCUCUUGCUCUUUCCAAGGUGUUUCUUGUUGCAAAAGAUUUUGGAGCUCGUCCAGCGCAUCUAUUUUCCAUUCUACACCCUGAAAGGGUCCUGGGAGUUGUCACCUUGGGUGUUCCAUAUAUUCCACCUAGUCCCUCUGCGUAUCACAAAUACCUUCCCGAAGGCUUUUACAUUUUGAGAUGGCGGGAACCUGGAAGAGCAGAAGCUGAUUUUGGACGCUUUGAUGCUAAGACUGUUGUGCGAAAUGUUUACAUUCUCUUCUCAAGAAGUGAAAUACCAAUAGCCCAAGAGAACCAGGAGAUCAUGGACUUGGUGGAACCAAAUACUCCUCUUCCUGCUUGGUUCUCAGAGGAAGAUCUUGCCACAUAUGGAGCAUUGUAUGAGAAAUCUGGGUUCCGAACUGCAUUGCAGAUUCCAUAUAGGUCAUUUGGUGAAGAGUUUAACUUACCGGAUCCUGUCGUUAAAGUUCCAGCACUUGUGAUAAUGGGUGGCAAGGAUUACUUUCUAAAGUUUCCAGGGAUUGAGGAUUUAAUAAAGAGUGAAAAAGCAAAAGAGUUUGUUCCCAAUUUGGAGGUUACAUUCAUUCCUGAGGGAACCCAUUUUGUUCAAGAACAGUUUCCCGCAGAGGUGAACCAGCUUAUCCUUGACUUCCUCGCCAAGCACACUUGAUAUUAGACUUUCAUGUGGAUAUAUGGUCAUGACUCAUGAAUAGUGGUAUGUGGAUUAAUUAUGAAGUGUGGGAAGUUUAGCCAAAAAUGGUACCAAAUCUUUGAUAGCUGAAGCAGAAAUUAUUGAACCUUGCCGGAAAAACUAUUGUUAGAUGUAUUUCUUGUGCAGGGAACUUAAAAUAUGCGGCUUAGUUUUCUAAUAAAUUGAGUCAUGCUAAAUAACUAAUAAAUAAUAAACUUUUUAUU
Abrus precatorius (Indian licorice) is the source of this 1258-nucleotide messenger RNA. Its product is annotated as epoxide hydrolase A-like. Gene Ontology annotation, molecular function: hydrolase activity. The record is from RefSeq and is a predicted model, not a curated record. The transcript is spliced from 5 exons. The coding region runs from base 78 to 1013 and encodes 311 amino acids. Lineage: Eukaryota; Viridiplantae; Streptophyta; Magnoliopsida; Fabales; Fabaceae.